Molecule: messenger RNA, 576 nt
Organism: Entamoeba invadens IP1
Lineage: Eukaryota; Evosea; Mastigamoebida; Endamoebidae
Exons: 1
Coding region: 1-576 (191 amino acids)
Source: RefSeq, a predicted model, not a curated record
AUGUCCUCUCUACUUCGUGACUUUCCUCAACGUCAAAUGCGGUUCAUUGAAGUCCGAAACAACCAAGUCUACGAAUCAAUGGUAUUACUCUUUCUCAUCAACAAUCACUACAACAUAUCUCUUCGCUUUCCAAACAAGCGAGCAACAGUCUUUGAACAGUUUAUGACUAUUGAAAAGAUGUGGAAUGACAACGAAGACAUUGAUGUUGGGAGACACAUCAGAGAAAGAUGCAUACAAAGAGUUUCACUUGAUAUUGCAAAUGGAGUCUCUGGGAAGACGGCAGAGAGAAGAAAGAACACUAACGUGUUCAUUGAGACGCUGCAGUUCUUAGUCGACUUAGUUAGAGAGCUUGGGUUCUUUGUUCAAACAGAAGAAUGUGGUGGUAAACGUGGGACGCUCAAGGAAGAGUAUAUCACUGCAAUUUACUGGCAAAACCAAAUCGUUUUUGACAGGAAACUCAUUGAAAAGCUUGGAAAGGAAAUUGUUCAGUUCAUUGGUGAAAACGAUGGAAAGAAAAAACUUAUAGUUUUACCAAAGAACAUGCUAAUACUUGAAAAUAGUAGUAACAAUUGUUAA